AUGUUAAUUUUAUUGAUAAUCGAAUCAAUAUUCCUUGUUGCAUAUUUAUGGUAUGUAAUACAUAGUCAUGCUUCAAAACAAGUAAAUUUCUAUGUUAAAACCUUAACAUUAAUCUCUUGGUUGAUUUCAUUUAGUUUGGUAAUAAUCUUACCAUUGGACAUCUACAAAGUAAAUGUUGAAUGAUAAUUAGAAUGAAUAAAAUUUGGAGGAUACUAAAAUAGAAAUUAUUUGGGUUGUUUUAUAUUGGGUAACAUUUUUAUUAACAUGGUAAUUAUAAUUGUAUUCUAUAUUAUAGGUUUUUUCUUCCAAUCACUUUAGACUAUGAAGCUGCAGGAGAAUUCACUUUUAAAUAAAAACUUAUUAAAGCAAUUAAAAUAAAUUUGAUAACAUAUGCAAUAUUUGGUGUUUUAGGAUUCGGAUUUACAAUAUAUUUGCUAGUUGAGAAAUCAUUUACAUUUCAGGCUUUGUUAGCAUUUACAGUAGUAUUGAGUAAUGCAUUGUAUAAAAUUAAUUAAUCUUUAGAGGAUUGUUGAUUGUUACUUUUCUAUUAGGAUAUGCAAUAGUUGCUAUUCCAAAAUAAUAUUUUAGAGAAAGCAACCAUCAAAUAUAACUAAACUUAAAAUAUCAUUAAAUAAAUAAGACUAAAGAAUUACUUGAAAGAGAAUUGUUAGAUCUUGAUGAUUUGUUAAUUGAAAUUUUAUCUUAUGAAUCAAAAUACAAAUAUAAUGAAGAAUAUCAACCUUAUGUUUAAAAAAUACUUGAAUUAUUUACAAAAGAUUAGAUAGAUUCAGCAAAACUAAGUCGUUAAAGGAGUAAAAAUGAUUAAGGUUUAGAAGAUAUGAAUCUUGAUAAAUUUGCUGAGAUUCAUAAACGAGCAAAGGAAUUAUCAUAUGAUUGUGUAAGAAAUUCUAAGAAAUUGGAAAUAUUAACUACAUAAGCUCUAUUUAUAGAAGAUAUCAUUAAUUGUGAUAAUAGAGAAAAGAAAAUAACAUCAGCAAUAAGACCAUAAAGAAUUGGUUGUUUUGGAAAUUUUAUUGAUAAACUAUAAUAUUAUUGGUAUGCUAAAUUUUGGAAAAUUAUUAUGUACAGUGCUGCUAUAAUUUUUAUUUGUCUAGGUGGUUUAAUUACAUUAUCAGAAAUAGCAAUAUUUGGUAAUCUUAAAUUUAAUGUUUUCAUAUAUUUUAUAAAUGAUGAAGAAGAUUUUUAUGCAGUUUAAAUAUUAGUAUUAAUUCCUUUGCUUUUUGUAUUAUAUUGUGUAUAAUAUGGUCUUUUAAGUAUAAGAUUAAAUAGAUAUGGAUUUUAUGAUUAUGGGUUUACUGAUGGACCAUCUUUAAUCUUUUCAGCCACUUUUAUUUCAAGAAUUGCUUUUCCUUUAGCUUUUAAUUUUUUUUGGAUGUUUAAUGAAUCUGAUGCAGAUAUUGCAAAUGUUGUUGGAAAUUUCAAUUUUGAUCAAUAUUUAAGUAAUAAAUUGAUAUUAAUAAAUAGCCGAAUUCAAAUUAGCAUUUCCAAUUUUAUUAGUAAUUUUGAUAAUUUGUAAUAUAUUUGACAUAUAUGAUAAAUUAUUAGGAGCUUUAGGAUUUUAAAGAUUUUAAUUUGAAAUUGGAUUUGCAGAUGAACAUACCGAAGAAGGUCAAGAAUAUGUUUAAAAAUUUAGAUAGAAAUUAUCAAAAGCUUAAGCUCCAGGUUAAGAUCUUAAGCAACCUUUUUUAUGA
Paramecium pentaurelia is the source of this 1712-nucleotide messenger RNA. Lineage: Eukaryota; Ciliophora; Oligohymenophorea; Peniculida; Parameciidae. The record is from the annotation of a GenBank genome assembly.